Molecule: messenger RNA, 552 nt
Organism: Paramecium tetraurelia
Lineage: Eukaryota; Ciliophora; Oligohymenophorea; Peniculida; Parameciidae
Exons: 2
Biological process (GO): vesicle-mediated transport
Cellular component (GO): membrane
Source: RefSeq, a predicted model, not a curated record
AUGUAAAAAAUUAAAUAAUAUUUCAAAGAAAAUGUUGUGACAAAAGUGCAGGAUGUAUAAUAAGCAGCAAUGAAUUGGAAGAAUUUCGCAAUAUUUUUUGGCCUUGGUUUGUGCUUCAUGUUUAUAGCAUUCACAUUUUUACCUCUGAUCAUAGUGUUUCCAGCCAAAUUCGGGGGACUAUUCAGUUUAGGAUCAUUAAGUUUAUGGAUUUCAUUGUUCAUUAUAAAAGGAGGAAAGAACUUUAUGAAGAUGUUUUGCAACAAGGAAAAAUUCAUCUAUACAAACAUUUAUGUGAUCAUGCUUAUAGCCACAGUGUACUUUAGUCUGAUCCACAAGAAUUACAUAUUCGUGCUCGUGUUUUCGAUUGCCUAGGUAUUUGAGUACUUAAAGACUUUAGAUGAUAUCUUUGGGCUGGCUGUUUGCGUCUUCAUUUCCAGCUGGGAUCACUGGAAUGAAGUUUAUUACAAAAUAAAUACUUGCACUUAUAAAAUAGAUAAUGUCUUUUUGCUUUAAGUCUUCACAAUCCAAUUCAUUUCUACCCAUAUGAGAUGA